UAAAUAAUAUUUCUGUAGUAAAUUAUAUUCUAAAAGUGUAAAUUUAACUUUAUUUUAAGUGUAAAUUAACAAUAUACCACACCUAAGGCUGAAAUUAUUUUAAAACAAAGUUUGUUGUAGAGAAAUGUGAAAAAGAAAUUCACGGUGACUAUAAAUGCUAAUGGUCUGUUCGUUUUAAAGGAUGUUUUUGCACGGAUGCUUUGUAACAAUAAAAAAUCUGAAAAAACUGCAAAUACGCUUGAAUUUAACGUGUAAAUCAGUCCAAAUUUUCGCAAAAGCGCGUUUUCUUUCUAAAUCUUUUUCUGUAAAAAUUAAACGCAUUUCCAUUUCGCUUGCAGCUUUAGUUGUCUGGAUGAAUUAUAAUCGAUUUUUUGGAAACGGUCUACCCCAAAAGUGUUUUCAAUGAUAUCUUUUUCAGCGCCUCAACAGCGUCCAAUCGUCUCUUCACUUACGCUGUGAUGUCAUCACGCGCCUAUAGAAUAAAAAACAUGCGGUGAAGAGUAACCCAAGAAGGUGGUACUCUACAAAAUGUUAGAUUCCCUUGCUUUACUGUUGGAGAAAACCUUUCUUCUGGCACAUUUUAACUUUUUCACCACACCACUAUCUAAAAAAGAAAGAUGCGUAAUGCGUCGACAGGAGAUCGUGCCUUUCCGACGCGGGGAUCUAUUGGAGGUUCCCCGUACUUUGUUUACCCAUUUCGGCAUAUACCUCGGGGACAACAAAGUCGCACACCUCAUGCCUGACAUACUGCCGGUUGUGACGAGGAAUACAUCUCGAAUUCAAAAAGUAGUGACGAACAAGAGGUUGCUUCUCGGUGUGAUAUACAAAAAUGCAUCGAUACGCGUCGACACGGUGGAGGAUUUCGCAUACGGAUCGGAUAUUUUACUCAACACGAUGGAUGCUACAAUGAGUAAACAGCCGCUGGCUGACGAGGAGGUGGCGAGAAGAGCCGAAAAACUUAUCGGUCAUAUUCCGUAUAGUCUGCUAUGGAAUAACUGCGAACAUUUUGUCACAUAUUGCCGCUAUGGUACAGCAGUCAGCGUACAAACAGACAAGUUCUGCGAAUGUUUAAAAUCAGUGAUCCGGGAUCAGAGGAGCGUUCUCCUGACCAUUGUCAUCGGAAUGCUUUCCAUGUUUUUAUUUGGAAUAGCGCCGUCCACCGCACUUCUAACCUUUUUCGUUCCUUUCACUUUGUGGAUGGCUGGAUAAGAGACAAUAUAAGUUCAAAACCAUAUAAACUACAAGCAUUUAUUUAACUGAUCAAAAGUUUGUAUUUUUCCCUUUAAUCCCCUGCAUACAAUUGUUGUGCCAGUGCGUUGCGGAAUUCACUCCGUUAGUAGUUAGGCUAAUAUUAACAUUUUAUUUUAAACUUUUUACAGAACAGUAAAGUUUUUUUUGUACAGUUUUAAUAAAUCUUAUAUAGUUAAAUAUUUGUAUGCCUUUGUAUAUUGUAGCACAUAGCCUCUGUGAAUAUAUAAACUAAAUUAUUUUCCU
This is a messenger RNA of Misgurnus anguillicaudatus (oriental weatherfish), 1494 nucleotides long. It is a transcript of the gene lratb.1, whose product is annotated as lecithin retinol acyltransferase. NCBI's taxonomy places the organism in Eukaryota, Metazoa, Chordata, Actinopteri, Cypriniformes, Cobitidae. The record is from RefSeq and is a predicted model, not a curated record. Gene Ontology annotation, molecular function: phosphatidylcholine-retinol O-acyltransferase activity. Gene Ontology annotation, cellular component: rough endoplasmic reticulum. Gene Ontology annotation, biological process: vitamin A metabolic process; retinol metabolic process.